Molecule: messenger RNA, 1887 nt
Organism: Pediculus humanus corporis (human body louse)
Lineage: Eukaryota; Metazoa; Arthropoda; Insecta; Psocodea; Pediculidae
Product: monocarboxylate transporter, putative
Exons: 11
Coding region: 1-1887 (628 amino acids)
Biological process (GO): transmembrane transport; monocarboxylic acid transport
Molecular function (GO): monocarboxylic acid transmembrane transporter activity
Source: RefSeq, a predicted model, not a curated record
AUGCAUAAUUCCAUAAACGAUGAUUUAAAUGUGGAAAAAAUAAUUGUGGUUCCACCCGAUGGUGGUUGGGGUUGGGUCGUUGUUGCUGCUGCUUUUAUUUGCAUUCUUAUCAUGGAUGGAAUAUCCACAUCAUUUGGAAUAUUAGUUCCAGUUUUUCGGGAUGAAUUUAAUGCAUCAGUAUCUCAAAUUUCACUUGUUAAUUCUCUUUUUACGGGAAUUUAUUUCAUAUUUGCUCCCAUUGCGGGGAGUUUAUCCAACAGGUUUGGAUUUCGACCCGUCAUAAUUGCUGGAAGUUUUGUUUCUUCAUUUGGCUUAGCAAUAUCCAUAUUGACGGAUUCCGUUCAAAUGCUUUUUGUAACUUAUGGACUUAUCGGAGGACUUGGAUUCAGUAUGAUGUACAUGAAUGUUGUUUUGACAGUUGGAUUUUAUUUUGAAAAAUGGAGAGCUCUUGCUACUGGAAUUACUGUGAGCGCAAGCGGAGUCGGAACAUUUUCUUUUGCUCCAGUCAUUGAAAUUCUAAUACAAAGAUACACUUGGAGGCAAAUAUUUAUCGGUUAUUCUGGUUUGGUGUUUUCGUGUUCUAUAGUAGCCAUUUGCUUUCGUUCUCUUCCUCCUAUAACACUUGAAGAAUCUCGCGUAUUUGACAAAUUAAGAAAAAAUGAAAAAACAGUUCGAUCCAUGCAUAAUGCAAGAUAUCCUACAGCAGCAGAAGCUGUUAAUAUUAAUCAAUUAAAGGGAAGCAAAGUGACUUUAUUAGCAAGUAGAAUGGAUUCAUUUGAAAGUUAUGAAAUUGUUAAACCCACUAAAGAUAAUUCAACGCGAAAUUCUGAACUUAAAAGGAGAAUGACAGAAUUUAGUCAAAUUCAAUCUUCUAACGAUUUUACCGUAAACGAGGGAGACAAAAAAUUCAGGUGUUGUACGUGCUGUACGCAUUCUUGUAAAUAUUUAAAAAGAUGUUUUAAAAGAAAGAAAAAUCUUGGAGUGAGGCCAUUGUAUAGAGAUGAUAUAUUUUAUGAUGGUAGCAUCCUUCAUUUGCCGGCAUACGAAAAAAGUUCUAAAAUGUUGAAAUCCGGAAGCCGUCAACUUAGUAAUACAUUUAACAGUUCUUUCCUUUAUAAUUUGUCGGUAUCGAGGUUACCGACGUAUCGAGAUUUAGAACAAGAAAGAGAUAAAAAAUGUCAUUUGUUUCCAGAAAGUAUAAGUCGUACUCUAAAAACAAUGUUUAAUUUUAGAGUCGUCAAAUAUCCUCAGUUUUCAAUUUUCUCCGUUUCUACUAGUCUUCUCGCCAUCGGCAUUAAUGUACCUAAUUAUUUUACAUACGUCAGAGCCUUGGAAUUAAACGUGAUGAGCCCAAGCGAUGCUUCUUUAUUACUUUCCGCCAUGGGUAUCACAAACACGGUUGGACGUGUUAUUUGUGGAAUAAUUGCCACAAUUCCAAAAUUGAAUUUAAUCAUUUUUCAUUUUGCUUUUGUUUUUUUUGGCGCUCUUUUAAAUGCCGGCGUCGUUUUUUUAAAUUCAAAAGUUGCUUUUUUUAUUUAUGCUUCUUUAUAUGGAUUCGUUCUCGCUGAACAAGGAUCUUUACGUUCUAUAAUAUUAGUGAAAUUAGUAGGUUUGGAAAAUUUGACAAAUGCUUUUGGAAUUAUAUUAUUAUUUUUAGGAGUUUUUACUGUAGUAGGAACUCCUGCAGCAGGAUAUGUGAUGGAAUUAACUGGAUCUUAUGACUCUGUUUUUAUAUUUGCAUCCUUGUUUCUUCUUUUCUCUGCAUUGACUCUUAUUCCAAUAUUUGAUACAAAAUCACAGUGUCAAAGGUUUUACAAAAGAGCUGGGAGGAAUGAGGAAAUCACAAGUCGAAAUCUAAGCCCAAUAAGAGCUGAAACAAGUUUUUAA